This is a messenger RNA of Maylandia zebra (zebra mbuna), 2552 nucleotides long. RefSeq names its product frizzled class receptor 2 (gene fzd2). Gene Ontology annotation, molecular function: Wnt-protein binding; Wnt receptor activity. Lineage: Eukaryota; Metazoa; Chordata; Actinopteri; Cichliformes; Cichlidae. The record is from RefSeq and is a predicted model, not a curated record. Gene Ontology annotation, biological process: canonical Wnt signaling pathway; non-canonical Wnt signaling pathway. Gene Ontology annotation, cellular component: plasma membrane.
GCAGAGACUAAGCAACAAAGAGAGGAGCAACUUUGCCCCCCUAUAGAGACUUACUGUUACUGGAGAACUGAUAAUACGAAGGAGCUCACUAGAUAAAUUUACAGCGACUUUAUCAGGCUGUAGUUGAUACUUAAACUUGGGAAGAUGCGUUUUUGCAAAACUUUUUUUUUUGCGGUCCUGCUGCCCCUGCUGAUAUCAGCACAGUAUCAAGGCGACAACGGAAUAGUUGUCCCGGAACAUGGAUUUUGUCAGCCGAUUUCGAUACCUCUGUGCACGGACAUUGCUUAUAACCAAACCAUCAUGCCCAAUUUAGUGGGUCAUUCCAACCAGGAGGACGCAGGGCUCGAAGUGCACCAGUUUUACCCGCUCGUGAAGGUACAGUGCUCGCCAGAGUUGAAAUUCUUCCUGUGUUCCAUGUAUGCGCCUGUUUGUACAGUUUUGGAAAAGGCCAUUCCUCCAUGCAGAUCGAUUUGUGAGAGGGCCAAGCAGGGCUGCGAGGCUCUUAUGAACAAGUUUGGCUUUCAGUGGCCGGACCGAUUGCGCUGCGAAAACUUCCCUGUGCUGGGAGAUGGACAAAUCUGCGUGGGCCAAAAUGACUCCUCCACUGCCACCGUCCCUCCGAUUAUAUCUGUUCCAGGAACGUCGGAUGUCUCCAUAAUCCCCCCACGUGGAAGGCCAUUCCAUUGCCCGUCUGUUCUUAAAGUUCCCCCAUAUUUGAAUUAUAAAUUUUUAGAAGAGAAGGACUGUGCCGCUCCCUGUGAGUCAUCUAGGAGCGGUGGGAAAAUGUUUUUCAGUGAUAAAGAAAUUCAUUUCUCGCGCAUAUGGAUUCUAGUUUGGUCUGUGCUUUGUUGUGCAUCUACGUUAUUCACAGUAACCACUUAUUUAGUUGACAUGCAACGCUUCAGAUACCCAGAGCGGCCCAUCAUCUUCUUGUCUGGCUGUUACACUAUGGUCUCCAUUGCCUACAUAGCAGGCUUCUUCCUCGGUGAUAGGGUGGCGUGCAAUGACAGCUUCACCCCUGAUGGCUAUAAGACCAUAGUCCAAGGCACCAAAAAAGAAGGCUGUACUAUCCUCUUCAUGAUGCUCUAUUUCUUCAGCAUGGCCAGCUCCAUAUGGUGGGUCAUUCUAUCGCUCACCUGGUUCCUGGCUGCAGGUAUGAAAUGGGGCCACGAGGCCAUUGAAGCUAACUCUCAGUAUUUUCACCUGGCAGCCUGGGCAGUGCCAGCUGUCAAGACCAUUAGCAUCCUGGCCAUUGGGCAGAUUGAAGGUGAUGUGCUCAGCGGAGUCUGCUUUGUGAGUCUCAGCAACCUGGAUCCUCUGCGGGGCUUUGUUUUGGCCCCUCUCUUCAUUUAUCUUUUCAUCGGCACCUCUUUCUUGCUGGCUGGCUUUGUGUCACUGUUCAGAAUCCGCACCAUCAUGAAACACGAUGGCACCAAGACGGAGAAGCUGGAGCGAUUAAUGGUACGGAUCGGGGUGUUCAGCGUGCUCUACACGGUACCUGCCACCAUUGUUAUUGCAUGCUUCUUCUAUGAGCAGGCCUUUCGGCCCCACUGGGAGCACAGCUGGGUCAGCCACAACUGCAGGAGCCUGGCCAUUCCCUGCCCUAUGCAUCCUGGACCCCACAUGACACCAGACUUCACCGUCUUCAUGAUCAAAUAUCUGAUGACUCUGAUAGUGGGCAUCACCUCUGGUUUCUGGAUCUGGUCUGGAAAGACUCUGAACUCCUGGCAUAAGUUUUACACAAGGCUGACAAAUGGCAAACACGGAGAGACCACUGUGUAGAGUGAAAGCACAUGAGUGUUGCUGGGAUUAUUAUUUGUUUUAUUAUCUAUACCUCAUGUCAUAGGUAAGUAGCACAGUGAGUAGCUGUAGCAUUUGUGUUUGCCUCAGCUUUCUAGUCCCACUUGCAUGCCAAACUGAGGGUUGGAUUUUGAGAAAAACACAAGCUGGAUAAACACAGACUGAACCUGACUGUGUGAACAAAUAACAAUCAUGGCUAUGGAUGCCAUGUGCUGAUUGCUCUCCUCACCUUCUCUGGUUCCUUUCUUAAAGCCUCCAUAAACUCUGGGGAGUGAUGAUCCAGCAGACAAUAGAACACAGACUGAAUGACUGAUUUGAAUUUUUUUGAACUCUUGCAAAAACAUUUCAUGUACAGUUUUACAAAAUUGUAAAUAGUAUUUGUAAAAACACAACAUUAUAUUAUUGUAUUUAAAAAGUAAAUACUUUACCUUAUCUGCUAGUGUACUCAAACUAAGUAAUUUUGCACUGUAUGAAUGCCACAAGCCCAGACAAAGACAUGCCUGUUUUUUGUUCUUUUUGCGUUUUCUUUUCUGUUAAUUUGUGAUUAUAGAUUAUAACAUUGUGUUGUUAUCCUUAAUUUACGGAAAACAUGUGCAGAGUCUCUGCAGAAUUUACAGAUAUCAACUCAUGACUAUGAAUUUUGAACUUGUGGUUAGACAGGAACAUCAUGCUUUGUGUGAGGUUUUUUUUCUCAUCUUUCUGCUCUUAUAUGUGUUCAGUAUUGUUUUAACAAUUAAACCCUGUUGUUAACG